Molecule: messenger RNA, 716 nt
Organism: Hibiscus syriacus
Lineage: Eukaryota; Viridiplantae; Streptophyta; Magnoliopsida; Malvales; Malvaceae
Product: probable WRKY transcription factor 43
Exons: 2
Coding region: 141-716 (191 amino acids)
Biological process (GO): regulation of DNA-templated transcription
Molecular function (GO): sequence-specific DNA binding; DNA-binding transcription factor activity
Source: RefSeq, a predicted model, not a curated record
UCUAAAUCUCUAUGUGGGAGUAGUCCAUCCCUCUUCCAGCUUCCCUUUAACCUUCAUUUCUCAAACAUUCCCACUUCCUUUUUAUUAUUUUCUCCCCUAACAUUCUCUGUGGAGCCCUCAGACUUUUAGCUUCUUCAGCUAUGGAUGGCCAAGAAACCACGUCACCGCCGGCUGUGCCACCGUUAUUACCACCACUUACCCCUCCUUUCCUCUCAACCCCAUCCUCCUCACAACACCCUCCUUUAGAUACUGAAAUUAUCCCCGAUAUUGAUUGGGUUAGCCUCCUAUCCGGUCAAUCUUUUUUGGGUCAUGAUGAUCAGAGCAAGCCAAUGGUUGAAGCUUCUUCUUUGAUGGGCCAAAACGGAGAGACUGAGAAUGGCAAGAGGAAAGGUUGUCGGUUCAAAAAGACAAUCCGGCCGAGGUUUGCGUUCCAAACCAGGAGUGCUGAUGAUAUUUUGGACGAUGGGUAUCGGUGGAGAAAGUAUGGGCAAAAAGCCGUUAAAAAUAGCAAUUAUCCAAGGAGUUAUUACCGAUGUACACAUCCCACAUGCAACGUGAAGAAACAAGUUCAGAGGCUGGCAAAAGACAGCAGCAUCGUGGAGACUACUUACGAGGGAAUUCACAACCAUCCUUGCGAGAAGCUAAUGGAAACCCUAACCCCUCUUCUGAAACAAAUGCAAUUCCUUUCUAGGUUUAAUAUCAACUUCCAACCCUAA